Molecule: messenger RNA, 2544 nt
Organism: Cladocopium goreaui
Lineage: Eukaryota; Dinophyceae; Suessiales; Symbiodiniaceae
Source: the annotation of a GenBank genome assembly
AUGGCUGUUGGAGCUGACCUUGCUUGGACUUUGCUUUCAGCCGACAUCAAGUCAGCCUUCAUGAAAGGAGAUGCCUACAUGGAUGGGACCAGAGAGCUGUUCAUGGAGAACAUCCGAGGAGCCCUUGAUGAACCUCGCUUGCCUUUUCCUGGACUUGCCAGGAUACGCAAAGGAGUGUUUGGUUUGAGUGAUGCGCCGAGACGUUGGUAUUUGAGGUUGAACAAGUCCCUGAUUCAGCAGGGAUGGCAAAGAACUACACUGGACUACGCCUGUUGGGUUCUGUGGUCACCAUGUGGAACGAGGUUGGAUGGCGUCCUCAUCUCACAUGUGGAUGAUUUGCUUUUGGGCGGAAACCGCCGUGCUGUCGCCAAACUUCAAGAGCUUGGACGAGAAUUGGGGUUUGGAAGCACCUCUGAGAAGGACAUCACCUAUUGUGGCAAACGUAUCCGCCAAUGGGAUGACGGCCACAUCACCAUCACCAUGGAAGAGUACCACAGUAACCUGAAGACAGUGAACAUUCCUGUGCCUCGCCGAGCCAACCCAGACUCAGACUUGACGGAGAUGGAACGACGUCAACUUCGUGCAAUCCUUGGUUCACUACAAUGGCUGGUUGCUCAACUGCGAUUUGAUUUGGGUUUUCAGCUCAGCACCUUGCAAGGUGAACCGCCGAAGAUCAGCACCCUGAUGAAAGCUAAUCUGCUUGUCAAGCGCUUCAAGCAGGACCCUGACUUUGCCCUGACCUUCAAGCCGAUGGAUUUGAAGGGAGCUGGAAUCAUGGUGGUAACCGAUGCCAGUUUGGGGAAUGUCACCAAAGCUGGCGGAGCUGAUGGAACUGUGUUGGAAAAGGUGUUUAGCCAAAGCGCCUACUACGUCCUCCUGGCCGACAAGGACCUCUUGGCUGGACGAGAAGGAAGCUUCUCAGUGCUGGACGCAAGAAGCCACAGACUUCCUCGAGUAUGCCGCUCUACAUACGGAGCAGAGCUGCUGGGAACGGAAGAAGCAUUUGAUGUUGGAUGUUUCUGCCGUGGCUGGUGGGCGAUGUUGCAAGGCCUUCCAAUUGAACACAAACGUGCUGAAGAAGUCAUGGACUGCAUUCCUUUGGCAGUCGUCACUGAUGCACGUGAUGUCUACGACAAAGGGUCUUCAGACACACCUUCCUACGGAUCUCAAAAAUCCCUGGCGUUCACAGUUGCCUGGAUUCGUGGAGUCCUUAGCAAACCCAACACCAUGCUCAAGUGGACAUCAACGGAGAACCUCUUCGUGGAUUGCGGGACGAAAGACAUGAGCACUGAGCAUGUGCAUAAGAUUCUUAGCAGCUGCCGAUGGAGCGUAACCUUCAACCAAGAGUUUGUCAAGCAGAAGCAGAAGACGAAGCCGAAGAAGCUCGCUGCCGGAAGCUGUGAGAGUCUGCUGGUAGGUAGUGCUUUGGGUGAAAACUCACCUAUUUACCCAUACCUAGCUCAGCUUAGUGCAAGCCCUGGAUGGCACCAACGUGAAGGUGUCCUAAUCAAUGUGGCACGCCAUGCAAAGUCUUUCAGAACUCCAGGAGCCCGUGUGGAUCCAACGAAAUUUCUUUUGAGAACCACGUAUGCCAGAAUUGAUCAUCCAGACGGGAAGUCAGACUGGAGAGUUUUGGAAGAAGGUACAGAAUAUGGCAUUUUGCCAAAUCCCCAUGCACUUUUAGGCACUUUAGCUGGCAUCCUGGUGACGGUGUAUCGUUCACAAGCGGAGCAGCAAGUGAAAUUGGCGGACGCGGAGCUAAGAGAAACGAAGGCUUUGGAGGAUCUUCUACCAGAGGUGACCCAGAGAUGCCUGGGCGCUGAAGAGUUCAUGGAGAAGGCUGUGGCCACGCACGAAGCCAUUGCAGCGGCUGGGGAGAAUUUGGAUCACGCGCAGAAGGUCGUGGAUGAAACAGAAGAAGCCGUCAGAGUGGCCGAGAAAGCCCUGGGAGAGGCGCGAGUGUUCCUAAAUGGGAAGCAGAACAUCACCCGGCGUUUCGAAUCGCAGAAGGUCAGGGACACUGCCCAUACAGAGCUGACUAAGCUGAUGAACAAACUGCAGAUGGUACAGGCCAAGUUGGUGCCGCUGAAAUCGGCCCGCAGAGAGCUGCAGCAACGCUCGCAAGCGCAGAUGGCGCUGCGGGAGCUUCGCAGCAAGCUGCAGCCCAUCGAGCAACAGCUGAACGAUGGCGGAGACUUGCCACUGGAGUCGCUGGAGACGCAGUUGAAGGAACUGACCCAGCUCUGUGCGCAGAAAAAGAUGCAUAGUGGUCCUUUGGUCGUCAAGGAGCUUGCAGAGAUUGAGAGGAAAAUCAAGGAGUUUCAGGAGAAACUGAAAGCCCUUCAGGACAGCAAGCGUCAAAGUGGUGAGCGGUCAAUCUUGCAGGUUCGAUGGUCAGAUGUUGGUACUCAUAAGAUCUUCCCCGACUUCCAAAAUCAUGGUCGUUUGGAUUCAAGGGGCAGCAAGAAUUUGGUUGGUCCAGAGGUGUCUCUGUGCAACAUUGUGCGAGAAAAACCCGCACGGGCCAGAAAACUGCGAAUCUGA